Molecule: messenger RNA, 2632 nt
Organism: Solea senegalensis (Senegalese sole)
Lineage: Eukaryota; Metazoa; Chordata; Actinopteri; Pleuronectiformes; Soleidae
Gene: dgat2
Product: diacylglycerol O-acyltransferase 2
Exons: 8
Coding region: 287-1372 (361 amino acids)
Biological process (GO): triglyceride biosynthetic process
Cellular component (GO): endoplasmic reticulum membrane
Molecular function (GO): diacylglycerol O-acyltransferase activity
Source: RefSeq, a predicted model, not a curated record
GACUCACCGCGCGGCUCUUGCUUCUCCAGCUGCGACAGGACAGCUCAGCUCUGCGGCCCCGGAGCAGCUCCAGGCUCCAGGCUCCAGGCUCCAAGCUCCUCCCCGCUCCCCUUAAAUGCUCGCUCCGCAGCUCAGGCGGCUGCAGACGACGACUGGCAGGACUGCGGAGCUGUAGGGAAGACUUGUGUCUUCAUCCUCCUCCUCCUCCUCCUCCUCUUCCUCAUCCAGGACAACAUUACAGCUUUCUUUUUCUACCAUCAUCAUCAACAUCAUCCAAGAAGCUGCUAUGAAGACUAUUCUUGCUGCGUAUUCUGGAGUCCUGAAGGGCACCGGCUCCAGUAUCCUCUCUGCCGUGCAGGACCUGCCACUUGCCGUCUGGCCCUGCAGAUCCAAGAUGGAAAAGCACCUGCAGGUCCUCUCCGUGCUGCAGUGGGUCAUCUGCUUCUUAGCCAUGGGUGUUGCCUGCACUUUCCUGCUGAUCUACAUGUUCUGCACUGACUGCUGGCUCAUCGCGGCCAUUUACACAGCCUGGCUCAUCUUUGACUGGAACACGCCAAAACAAGGUGGAAGGAGGUCCUCCUGGGUGAGGAGCUGGACAGUGUGGUCAUAUUUCCGAGACUACUUCCCAAUAAGGCUAAUUAAAACCCACAACUUGCUGCCCAGCCGGAACUACAUAUUUGGCUACCACCCUCAUGGCGUCCUGUGUUUCGGUGCCUUCUGCAAUUUUGGGACAGAGGCCACCGGCUUCUCCAAGAAGUUCCCGGGCAUCAAGCCUUCCCUGGCAACACUGGCAGGAAACUUCCGCCUGCCCGUGCUUCGAGACUACCUGAUGUCUGGAGGUAUCUGUCCAGUGAACAGGAACUCUAUUGACUACCUGCUGUCGCAUAACGGGACAGGAAAUGCCGUGGUCAUCGUUAUCGGAGGAGCGGCAGAGUCUCUGCACUGUGCGCCCGGCAUGAACGCUGUCACUCUGAAGAACCGUAAAGGCUUUGUGAAGCUGGCCCUGUCUAAAGGGUCUGACCUGGUUCCUGUGUAUUCCUUUGGAGAAAAUGAUGCCUACAAGCAGGUGAUCUUUAAGGAGGGAACCCGCUGGCGAGCUUUGCAAAAGAGAUUACAAAAGCUCAUAGGCUUUGCUCCGUGUGUUUUCCAUGGAUGUGGCCUCUUCUUUGGAAAUUCCUGGGGCAUCGUGCCUUUUUGUAACCCCAUCACCACCAUAGUUGGUGAGCCGAUCACAGUGCCAAAAAUUGAGGAUCCAACUGAUGACAUGGUGGAUAUUUACCAUGCAAUGUACAUCAAGUCUCUCCAGUGCCUUUUUGACAAGUAUAAGACCCGCUUUGGUCUGAAAGAGAGUGAUGUCCUGUACAUCCAGUGAAAGGAUAGAGAGUUGGGAGCCGUGCUGAGGCUCCGAACUGUGAACCCCUCUGCUCCCUUCCCAUCCUCCCCAUAUGAUCUUGUUGGACAGGUUGGAUCAUCAGUGGACUGUAGACUCUACACAAGAGCAUGUCUGCGAAAGAAAACUUUGCCUUUUGUGUUUUCUCUCUCUGUCUUUCCCAAAAAUGCACGUCAACAUACAGACAAAUGCAAAGUCUCCUCUGUGGAAAUGGCAGGAUUGAACCAAAGUCGUCUCUCCCUGCUGAUGUCACUUGGACAAAGUUACCCAAAGUGCACCUUUGUCGUUUCUGUUGUCAUUUUCUCUGGGAAGGCAUCAUGUGUGGACCGUCCUAUCGGUGCAGAGGGAGGGGACGUCCACCAGAUGGAGCUAGAAGCUGCAUGCAGGACUUAAAAGAAGCGCAAAGAUCUUUAUUAUCUCAUGCAAUUGUAUCAUUUCACGAUCCUGCAAUAUGCAAAACGCACAAACAAUGCAAAUGAAGGAUACCACUAUUUUUGGGAUAAUAAGCCCAAACUUUAAUUGAGCCAAAGACCUAAUAUGUGUUCCCCACACAUGCAAGUGCCCGUGAUUGCACAGUGCCAUAAAGUAUUAAUUGUAUUCUCUAGAGAGUGAAAAGCCUAUUUGAGUGCUUGUCCCUCAAUGAAUUUUUGUAAUGCACUUUUUUGUAUUGCUGAUUACCUUGUGAAGUUUUGGCCUCAAGAAAAGCAAAGAAAAGCCUUUGAUUAGAAACAUUUCUCCAGGAUUUAUUAUACUCUGCUUGAUUUUUCCCUUCUUGUCCCACUGGUGUCCACGUCUGGAUGUUGUCUGUGCAGUCUGUUGCAGCGCUGAGCUGCUGAUGAAGAAGGUGAAAUAGUUUUGUGGGUGAAAGUGAUUCCAGUGCUUUGUAAACAUUCCAUGGAUGGUGACUAAAAGGUUUUGGAUUACAUUGGAAUAAUGCCUUAUACCUGGAAAUAAGUUUUAUUUGCAGGUGUCACUUGUACUUAUGGUAAACAAGUGUAUAUGAAUAUAGAAUGUGUCGCAGGAAUCAUCAAAAGGAAUUGGUCAUGUUGAUGGACAUGGAGCUGGGCCAGAUAGGGUUGUCUUUUGAAAAACAAUUUUGUUGUGAGUUGAAUAAGAACAGUGUAAUCUCUGUGCAGUGAAUUUGCCAGCAAUAAACACAGUGAAUAAUGUCUGUCUGAUUAAAGGCCAGCCAUCAUUUGUCUGCCAUUAUUUAAAUUAAACUUUUAUAUGUUUUCAGAAGGA